AUGACGCGAUUGCGAUUUCGAGCUCGCACAAUGUCGGUUGAAGAGAAGAAUCAGUCGUUAUCAGAGUCUCAAGUUGCUCUCGAAUCUAUCGACGCGCCUGGCGACGAUGCAUUGGUCAGAAAGGUGGAUCUGCGUCUGAUUCCCAUCCUUACUCUUCUAUAUCUGCUCAGCUUCCUGGACCGCACCAAUAUCGGCAAUGCAAAGACUUGCAUGUUGCGGCUCCCGUCAGCUCUCAACCUUUGGUCCUUUUACCAUACUCAUCGUCACCAGUCCUACAAUACGGCACUUGCACUUUAUUUUGUUGCCUACGUUCUGUUUGAAGUCCCGGCGAAUGUACGUAGGCUCCGUCUCAAUUUGCUGCUACUCUCUGACUAUCUCAAGAUCGUAUUGAAGCGUUUUGACCCUCAAAUUUGGCUUCCUACCUUGACGUUGGUCUGGGGAAUAGUGAGUAUCUGCCAAGGGCUGGUCAAGAAUCAGGCAGGGCUCUUUGGAAUCCGAUUUUUGCUUGGAGUCACAGAAGCUGGACUGUUCCCUGGCGUUAUAUAUGUCUUCUCAGUCUAUUAUCGUCGGCGGGAGCGUAGUAUGCGCGUUAGUAUUUUCUUCGGAGGAGCAGCAUUAGCUGGUGCAUUUGGUGGAAUCUUGGCAUUUGCUAUCGGAAAGAUGGAGGGUGUUGGGGGCCGGAAAGGCUGGGAAUGGAUCUUCAUUAUAGAAGGGGUCAUAACUGUGGCCGUUUCGUUGUUCGUUCUUCUUCUGCGUCCCGUGUUACAACUGAAGAGUGAUAGAUUGGCGUAUUUUAUCGUCCCUACUUGGUCCCAUCGCGCAACAUUUCUUACCGAGGAAGAACGUGCUCGCCUACUUGCUCGUCUCAAAACCGACUCCGAUGCGUCCCGCGAAGAAAAAUUUGAAUGGUCCUUCGUUGCGCAAGCAUUCAAGGAUCAUCUUGUUUGGGGAUAUGCAUUGUUGUUCCAUGGGUUUGCGUUUGUCUUAUACUCUUUGAGCCUGUUCUUACCUUCCAUCAUUGCUGGUCUUGGUUUCGCCAGUUGGGAAGCCCAACUCAUGACGGUUCCUCCGAACGCCCUGGCCAGCUUAUCAAUAUGGGCUACUGUCUGGGCUUCCUCGCGUGUGAAUCUUCGGGCACCGUUCAUCAUCGGUGCUGCCUUGGUUGCGAUUAUUGGCUAUAUUGUUGUUUUAACUGGACCGACUCCUGGCGCGCAAUAUGUCGGAGUUCACUUUGCAGCUGCGGGAGUGUAUACUGGAAAUGCGUUGCUUCUGAGCUGGCCUGGUGAAAAUGUGUCUGGGCAGACCAAGCGUGCGGUUGCGGUUGCCAUGCAGAUUACAAUUGGAGAUAUUGGCGCUAUCGCGGGGGUUCUGGUAUAUCGACCAGAUUUGUCAGCUCAUCGCUUUAGAAAACCGCAUAUUAUCGCUAUCGGUUAUUUACUGUUUGCAAUUCUGGUAGCCGCCUAUUUGUUCACUUGGAUGUCUCGUGAAAACAAACGGCGUGAUGCGUUGGAUGAAAAAGAAGAGUCAGAGGAAGAGGCGACUAAACUUGGAGACCGAAGCGUAAAAUACCGAUAUGUUGUUUGA
This is a messenger RNA of Mycena indigotica, 1584 nucleotides long. RefSeq lists its product as uncharacterized. Gene Ontology annotation, cellular component: membrane. The coding region runs from base 1 to 1584 and encodes 527 amino acids. Gene Ontology annotation, biological process: transmembrane transport. The record is from RefSeq and is a predicted model, not a curated record. Lineage: Eukaryota; Fungi; Basidiomycota; Agaricomycetes; Agaricales; Mycenaceae. The transcript has 18 exons. Gene Ontology annotation, molecular function: transmembrane transporter activity.